AUGUUCUCUGGGUCCAUCUCGGAAACGAGCGGCAUGUCUCUGCAGUGCACCAAGUCGGCGGGACACUGGAAGAUCGUGGUGUGGGAUGAGGAGGGCUUCCAGGGCCGGCGGCAUGAGUUCACGGCUGAGUGCCCCAGCGUGCUGGAGCUUGGCUUCGAGACUGUUCGAUCUUUGAAAGUGCUGAGUGGCGCGUGGGUGGGUUUUGAGCACGCCGGCUUCCAAGGGCAGCAGUAUGUGCUGGAGCGGGGCGAGUACCCGUCCUGGGACGCCUGGAGCGGCAACACGUCCUACCCCGCCGAGCGGCUCACCUCCUUCCGGCCCGUGGCCUGCGCCAACCACCGUGACUCGAGGCUGACCAUCUUCGAGCAGGAGAACUUCCUGGGCAGGAAAGGAGAGCUGAGCGAUGACUACCCCUCCCUCCAGGCCAUGGGCUGGGAUGGCAACGAAGUGGGCUCCUUCCACGUCCACUCGGGGGCCUGGGUCUGCUCCCAGUUUCCUGGCUAUCGAGGUUUUCAGUACGUGCUGGAGUGUGACCACCACUCGGGCGACUACAAGCACUUCCGGGAGUGGGGCACUCACGCCCAGACCUUCCAGGUGCAGAGCAUCCGAAGGAUCCAGCAGUGA
Molecule: messenger RNA, 624 nt
Organism: Rangifer tarandus platyrhynchus (Svalbard reindeer)
Lineage: Eukaryota; Metazoa; Chordata; Mammalia; Artiodactyla; Cervidae
Source: the annotation of a GenBank genome assembly